AUGGGUACGGACCGGACCAAGAAAGAAUGGUUGGCUGAUGAGCAUCCGAGCACGAUGACACAGCGGAAGCUAGAUCAGCUGAGAGAGAGGCAUGACAUCCCGAGCAGUGUGAGGCUGAGAGCACCCACAGGGAAUGAGAAGCUGAGCACACCACCCUUUGGCUGGGAAUGGAUGGCUCAGCUCGAAGUGGCCCCUCAUCAUAUGAACCUGAAUGUGUAUAGGACAAUGAGGAGUCCGUACCAUGUUGGCUUUUGCUAUCUGCAAAGUGCGGUGGGGAAGAUGAUUGAGAGCAAUCCCUCUUCCCAAAAGACGUGGAAACCACAUUGGUUAUAUGUGUCGGGGGCGUGGGAAUUUCUCGAAGGGGCAGAGCCGAGGCGACCUAAAAUAUAG
This is a messenger RNA of Prunus armeniaca (apricot), 390 nucleotides long. The record is from the annotation of a GenBank genome assembly. Lineage: Eukaryota; Viridiplantae; Streptophyta; Magnoliopsida; Rosales; Rosaceae.